This is a messenger RNA of Hyalella azteca, 2191 nucleotides long. Its product is annotated as gamma-aminobutyric acid receptor subunit beta-like. Gene Ontology annotation, biological process: nervous system process; monoatomic ion transmembrane transport; signal transduction. The transcript is spliced from 9 exons. The record is from RefSeq and is a predicted model, not a curated record. Bases 62 to 1465 code for a protein of 467 amino acids. Lineage: Eukaryota; Metazoa; Arthropoda; Malacostraca; Amphipoda; Hyalellidae. Gene Ontology annotation, cellular component: membrane; synapse; neuron projection. Gene Ontology annotation, molecular function: neurotransmitter receptor activity; extracellular ligand-gated monoatomic ion channel activity; GABA-A receptor activity.
GUCGUCAGUGAGGGAGGGUUGAGGCGCGCGCUGCUCGCGCGGACGAGAACUCGGCUCAGCCAUGUGGCUGAUGUUGCCAGUAUCUAUAUUACUGGCAUUUUUCGCUUGUGAUGGGCACGCGGCGCGCAACAACGACGUUAAGCAGACCAUCGCAGAGCUGCUCACCGACUAUGACAUCAGACUGCGCCCUAACUUCGGCGGUGAGCCUUGCUACAUCGGCAUGGACAUCACCAUCGCGUCAUUCGACUCCAUCUCGGAGGUGAACAUGGACUACACCAUCACUAUGUACCUCAACCAGCAAUGGACAGACGAUCGACUGUCCUUCAGUUCAGACGACGAAGUUAUCACCUUGCCGGGAGAAUUCGCCGAGAUGAUCUGGGUGCCCGACACGUUCUUCGCCAACGACAAAAAUAGUUACCUGCACGACGUGACUGAAAAGAACAAGAUGAUUCGGUUGCGUGGCGACGGCACCAUCACGUAUGGCAUGCGCUUCACCACGACACUCGCAUGCAUGAUGGACCUUCAUUAUUUCCCUCUGGACAUGCAGAAAUGUUCCGUCGAGAUAUUGAGUUAUGGCUACACCUUAGCAGAUUUGGUCAUGUACUGGCAGGAUAUAGCGGUUGUGGGCGUUGAACAAGCUGAACUACCGCAGUUUACCAUCGUGGGGUACAACACCACGUCAAGUGUCGAAGAGCUCGCUACAGGCCGUUACGGUCGACUUACGAUCACCUUCGAGCUGUCCAGAAACAUCGGAUAUUUCAUUUUCCAAACGUACCUGCCGAGUAUCAUAAUCGUAAACUUAUCAUGGGUCUCCUUCUGGAUCAACCAUGAAGCUCCUGCUGCUAGAGUUACUUUAGGCAUCACGACCGUACUCACCAUGACGACCAUCAGUACGGGUGUACGGGCUUCCUUACCUAGCAUUUCUUACCUGAAGGCCAUCGACAUUUACCUCGUCAUGUGCUUCGUCUUCGUCUUUGCUGCUCUGCUAGAAUAUGCUGCAGUUAACUUCUUAUUCUGGAGUCAAAAGACAAAGAAGCCCAAAAAGGUUAAGCCAGCCAAACAACCUAAGCCUGCUCCACCACUACAUCCGCCUGGCAAGAUGGACGGCGUCGCUAACCAACCUGACGAGAUCAUCGAACUACAGGAUGCCACGAGUCCGAUUCCUUCGAUCAGACAUCGGCACAACUCGAAGCUUUCAAGUCGAGAAAGCAAUUCUCAAGACCUGAAGUCUCCACCAUCCUUCCGGACCAACAGGAACUACAUGUCGUCGCGUAGCCUGUCAAGCACCAACAAGCAGCUGUCACGCAAGAAACUAAUUGCCAGUAUCCGCAAAGAAGCUGCAAAGGCCAAAGCUAGCAUCCCUAAAUUAACAGAUGUCACUGUCAUCGACCAUUACUCACGUGUCAUUUUCCCCGUCGCUUUCAUGAUUUUCAACAUAGGAUAUUGGGGCUUUUAUUACGCAUAAGUCUGAUCUUGAGGAUCAGUCUUAUAGAAAUCGUUGUCUUCCAGCCCCAAAAUAUAUUCCUGCAAAACGCUUAUAUGACUAACGAAUAAUAACCUAGCUACCAGUCUAGUCACCUCUGUUAUCAAUGAAAUUUCAACUCUAUUAUCAAUUUACCAAUCGAAACUUUCAUCGAUUCCAAAUAUCAUGAGGAAAUGAGUAUGACGUCAUGAAUUGCUCUGAUAUGCCUAGUCUCAUCACAGAUGGAUUAUAUUCUUAUCAGUAUCAUUUCUAAAACGGUAAUUUGCCUUCCUAAUAGAUAGAUAAAUUAGUCCGUUCAAUCAUAGAGAAAAAAUAUAUUUUGAAUAGCAUUGACAUCAUUCUAAGAAGAAUAAAUAGGUAUAACUCAAAUACUUCCUACCAUUGAACUCUAAAAACCGAUUUCGUACUUAUUCACGAAUUUAGUUAAUUUCUCCAUAAGCUUUUAUUUUUCCACGGUUCAUAAAUUUGUUUAUUGUAAAUAAUGUACAGAAACUUCGGUUGUUAAUUGUUUGACCACAUUUAAAAUCUACCUAAGUUACAUAGGUGAAUAACUUAGAGGUCAUUAGCUUAAAUUUACUGCUUCGAAAAAUUGAGCCUACAGAUUAAGUCCCUUUAAUUGACUGUUUUGAUCAUUCGUUGAUAUUUGAUUCGAUCGAAAAAGCGUGCAAGAUACCGUAUUUAGGCUCAUUUCUGAAUAAAAUUAACACC